AUGCCCCCCACGCGCAAUUUCGCAAUCCGCGCCGGGUUCCACGCACCCGGUAUCGGCCCGUACAAAGGCCAACUCCACGAGGACACCUUCACAGGCGCGUUACCUCGCCCCGACCGUCCUCACCCCGCUCUGCCCUCGCACGCUGCAGUGCCUCGAGAGCUCUGCGACCACAAACAGGUGCAAAUGCAAGAGCCCUGCGUGCAACCGGGCCCGCAGAUCCGCGCCCUCGUCCCCGUUGGCCACUGGGCACUUCGCGGCCCCGCGCAGGGUCUCGCGCGUGCACCGAUCCCGCCGUACCCACAAAGCCCGUACACAGCCUCCAGUGCAGCCUCGCCAGACGUCCCCGGCCCUCCUCCCUCGCGCACGCCGUCGCUAGCGCACUCCGGCUCGAGCACCAGCUCCUCGAGCACGCCCUCGAUGCCAGGCACCCCGGUCCACCCGGCGCACCCGACGGCCUUCACCAGAUCGUGGCUGCAACAACAACACGAAGGGCAGGCAGCUGAGCCACCCGUCUCCGGGGAGGCGCACAAGAGCGUGAGUGGCUCAGGCCUGGUUGCCAGAUAUGAUCAACAGCUAUACCACGCCCCCUUCGGCUAUGAGCUGGAAUCUGCCUCGCCGAACGUGCGCUACGAGCAAGGGCACCCGAGCCAGAGUUUUGUCCAGAUGGCCUACCCCCAAUUCGGAGCCCCAUCUCAUCCACACUGGGAUCCACGCAGCGCGCAUACCGCGCGCACUAGGCCUGUUCCGCAGGAUAUCCACACAACACUCCCUCCAGGAAUGCCACGCCCACAGCAAGUUCCGCCGCAACCGGCUCACUACUGGAUACAGCCGAGUCCCAGUCCCAGAGCACGCGGAUCGCACAGCGCCGCGCCGGCAUACCACCCGUACACCAGACAAGUGCCCCAGCGGUACCCCCAACACGGCCACGCGAACCGACCGUCGCUGCACCCCACACCCCAGCACUUCUACGCGCUCGCUCCACCACCUCCGUAUGCGCCGAUCCACCCCAGCGGGCAAUCCUGGCAUCCCCCGUCCACCUUGCUGGCCCAAGGCUACGGCCAGACGUUCCUCCCGAUCCCCCCUCCCCGUGGCUUCCCCCGUUCGGCGCACCCGUACCUCGCCGCCCCGAUCCCGCGCGCCCCGGUAUACUUCGACGAAGACUGCUACGAGAUCCCGCCUCCGCCGCCGCCGCUCUCCCCGCCCCCCUUCGUCCGCUCGCGCGCUCCAAGCCCCGCGGCCGUCCCGCUCGAGCACGUCGCACGCGUGCCCCGGCUCCCUACACCAUCUCCUGUCCACGACGCGCUCCCACCGCCGCCCACGCCCAUCGCCGUGGAGGUCGAGGUUGAGGUGAAGGCCGAGCUGCCGGACGAUGACGGCGGUGCGCUCGCGCCGGCGGCGGAAGCCGGCCAGGUGGUGAUGGACUGGUCCGAGAUCGAGGUGGACUGGGACGCGGCCUCGUAUGCGCUGUCGGAGGAGACGCUGCGGAUGCUCGACGGCUUCGUCGAUGGCUCGAAGCCAGUCGUGGACACGAGCACCUCGCUCCUGGAUGAACUCAACGGACCAUUGCUGUUGUGA
Molecule: messenger RNA, 1575 nt
Organism: Epithele typhae
Lineage: Eukaryota; Fungi; Basidiomycota; Agaricomycetes; Polyporales; Epitheliaceae
Exons: 3
Coding region: 1-1575 (524 amino acids)
Source: RefSeq, a predicted model, not a curated record